UAGUGCGCAGGUCUGUGUCGUUGACUCUAAGCCUGCCAGCCUCAGUGACACUGCAUCAAAGCCGUGGUGUUUGUAUAGUCGGAGUGAAAGUGUAGCUGGAAGUGGGAUCUGAGGGGUCUGUUUCCCCCCCCCUCCAAUUAAUUUAUUAAGUCUAAAACUUCAAACACGGUAGACAUGGCCCCGGAUAAAUAGUCGAAGAGUCGGAGUUCUCUAUGGCGGUGAUGUCCUACACGAAUGUCUUUGUGUUCAAUGUCCACUGUGCUGUGAAAUAGUGCCAGGUUGUCAGUUUCUCCAGGUGCUGGUCGCUUUGGCAGAGCUGCAGUAGUGUUAGUGUACGGACUGCCACUGCACACCGUGUUAGCUGAUUUCGCUUUGACCGAGGCUGUGGCUGCUGCUGCAGGCCCUUCAAUCAGAUAUGGGAAUCCUCUUCACCAAACUAUGGAGGCUUUUUAACCAUCAAGAGCACAAAGUCAUUAUUGUGGGUUUAGAUAAUGCUGGGAAGACAACAAUUCUAUAUCAGUUUUCAAUGAAUGAAGUGGUGCACACGUCCCCGACCAUAGGCAGUAAUGUUGAAGAGAUUGUAGUCAAUAAUACACAUUUUCUAAUGUGGGACAUUGGAGGCCAGGAGUCUCUUAGAUCCUCUUGGAAUACCUACUAUACAAAUACAGAGUUUGUAAUUGUUGUCGUGGACAGCACAGACAGAGAGAGGAUUUCCGUAACAAGAGACGAACUCUACAGAAUGUUAGCACAUGAGGAUCUUAAAAAAGCAGGGUUGCUGAUAUUUGCAAACAAACAGGAUGUCAAAGGCUGCAUGUCAGUAGCUGAAAUCUCCCAGUACCUGAAGCUGACCUCUGUUAAGGAUCACCAGUGGCACAUUCAGGCUUGUUGUGCGCUUACUGGAGAAGGGCUUUGUCAAGGACUGGAAUGGAUGAUGUCUAGACUUCGAAUGAGAUGACCUCAACCAACCGCGUAAAUGAACGGUUUCCUCUCUGAUGCUUGCCUUUCUGUGAAGGCUUCAGUGAACCCCAGUGGGUCUUGCGGUUAUUUAUUAUAUAGACUAAAUGAACGGACCCCUCUUCAGAACCGUGAACAACAUUUUUUUUAACAGAACAAGACACAUUUUUUUGAACUUGUUUUAUUUCUCUCCUUUCAAAGAUGGAAAUGAACAAUAGGGCUAUGUAAACUGUAUAUCCCAGUUUAAUGCAGCUCGGGGUAGACCUAGCAUUUGGUAAGUAUUGGAGAAGAACAAUAAUUAUGGCCCUGUCUUUACAGUAUUUAGCAUUACUUUGUGCCUGCCUCAUAACGCUUCAAAGAUACUGAAAGAAGCUGGUCUUGAAAAUAUCACUUUUACCUAUCAAAGAUGUGCAGAUAGUUCUGUGAGACCAAGGGAGAACAGUGGUCAGUAUACUCUACUGUGGCAUCCAACCACAAGGUUUUGUAUGUAUUCAUGUCGCUGUAUUCUUUGAUUUCAGAGGGAUGGGAGAAUAAGUAUUGUGACCUGGACCCUCAAUCUUAAAUGUUAACUCUUUUAUCUGCUGCACUAUUGCAGUAACCAUGGUGUUUAUUUUUUAUUUUUUUUAUAUAAUGCUAUUCUGUCCCUGUUUUGUUGUCUGUAAUAACUUCUGAGUAUUGCCAUGUGUAAUGAGCAGCACCAAAAAUAAAUAGGCUUUGUUGUUUUGAAUGACCAGCAUUGUAAUUAAAGAGGUGUCUUCCCCUUUUCUGGGGGUCCGUUCCAGGAUCGAAGUUUCUGCAUUUCAAAGCUUGAUGAACUUUGUUCUUUUUCCGCCUUUAUUUUCUUUGUGUACCAGGUUGUAUUGAGCCUGGAAUGCCAUGACAGCGAACAGACUUCUCUCCAAUAAUGUGUACUGUACAUUGUUACAUGGUUUACAUGUGGAGCUUUUACAUCUGUUGUGAUUAAACCUUAAAAC
Polyodon spathula (Mississippi paddlefish) is the source of this 1928-nucleotide messenger RNA. Its product is annotated as ADP-ribosylation factor-like protein 5A. Gene Ontology annotation, molecular function: GTP binding; GTPase activity. Gene Ontology annotation, cellular component: cytoplasm; trans-Golgi network. Lineage: Eukaryota; Metazoa; Chordata; Actinopteri; Acipenseriformes; Polyodontidae. Bases 416 to 955 code for a protein of 179 amino acids. Gene Ontology annotation, biological process: vesicle-mediated transport; protein localization to Golgi membrane; intracellular protein transport. The record is from RefSeq and is a predicted model, not a curated record. The transcript is spliced from 6 exons.